Messenger RNA from Pseudogymnoascus verrucosus, 5033 nucleotides. RefSeq lists its product as uncharacterized. Gene Ontology annotation, molecular function: phosphatidylcholine lysophospholipase A1 activity. The record is from RefSeq and is a predicted model, not a curated record. Bases 735 to 4850 code for a protein of 1371 amino acids. Lineage: Eukaryota; Fungi; Ascomycota; Leotiomycetes; Thelebolales; Thelebolaceae. The transcript is spliced from 11 exons.
UCUACGAGUCACAUUGCAGGAGGGAUCAUACCAAACCUCCGAAUUCUGUGGCCGGUGCAGCCGUUACAGUAUACCGUGUAUAUACGUUUGUGGCGCGUAUUCCGGCAGGCCGGAAUAUUGUAGCCUUUUAGCUCAGUUGAGGUGUGAUGCGAGUGUAAGCUUACACCCUUACAAAGUCUCACAACGGAGUUAGAGAUUGGAUAUAUCCGUCCCCCUGACCCAUUUACACAUAUUAACAGGAGCGAAUAAAGCUUGGUAAGCUUCGAUGGGGCUUGGAAUCCAAUCCCUCCGAUGACCUGGCCCGCUCCCACACAGCACCUGAACUGAUCCAACCGAAACAAGGCAUAACAAUAGACGCUAGGGUAUACAACCUUGUCUUUAAGAAAUAGGAUUCCCUUAGCCACACUUCUCAUGCACGUUAAAUUGAUCUAGCACGGUAUACUUCGAUCCCUCCAACCCCCCUGUCCACGUCAGAAUUGUGUUUGAUAUCACGAUAUUCACUCCAAGUCGAUAAAAACCACUCAGAACAGCGGUGUAAAAGAGGGGUGCCUGAAUUUAUCCAACUUCUACAAUGGGCCUGGCGUACGGGUUUGAUGUCAGAUUUAAGAUUGCGCGGUUCUUGAUAAAGAGAGAGCUAUUAGCAUACUUUUGUUUAAAUAUCAUGGCCAUAUCCGACUGUUGCAGUCCUCCCCCCACUCAUCCACGGUCAUUUUGAUAAGCUUGCUGUGCUUAGAAUGCAUUACCUUCGAGGAGGUAUAGCCAUAUGGCUUUGGGCGACAACCUCUGUUGCGCUCCCAAGUCUUUCUGGAUUGAACUUGACUGCGAUUGGUCUUGAUUCUCAAGGCGAAACCCUACUAGGACGCCGCGGAAUUGAUGGCGGUGUUCAACUUCGAAUUUUGCCAUUGGGCGCGUCCAUUACUUAUGGCUACGAAUCUACGGAUGGAAAUGGCUACCGUUUUGGCCUCCGAAAUCAAUUGGUUUACAAUGGAAACGCUGUCAAUAUGAUUGGAAGCGUCCAAUCCGGAACAAUGGUUGAUAAUGAUGUGGAAGGCUGGCCGGGCUACGUAAUCGACCAGGUUGCAGGAAAGGCAGAGCUGUCAAUCCCAUCACAGCCCAAUCUGGUUCUAAUCAAUGCUGGGACAAACGAUUGUAUUCAAAACAUAGACAUCGCCAACGCACAUGUCCGCUUAGGCAAGAUGGUUGACCGUCUUCUUAGCGCCAUUCCUGGCGUCACAGUUAUAUGCUCUACACUUCUACCUAAUGGAAAUGCAGCUGCAGAAGCAAACGUCAAGUUAUUCAAUGCUCAGCUCCCUGCGAUGGUGGCGAAUUAUCAAGCAGCUAACGAAAAGGUCCUCCUUGUUGAUUUCCACACCUCGUUCUUUAGCUUGUCAGACAUCAGAACAGACGGGACACAUCCUACAGAUGCGGGAUACCAAAAAAUGGCUGCUGUUUGGUAUCAGGGUAUCCAAGCUGCAGCCGCUGCAAACUGGCUCACAGCUCCUGCUGCUGUUGCAGGACUAUCUGAUAUUGUGGUUGGUGGAAAUACAUGUCAGAAAAGACCCGGAAAUGCCAUUGGGCCUGUCAAAACACAACAGGGUUCGGGCUUCGAUGAUGGCCGCUACGUUCAUACCGGUGUUAAUGUUGGCACAAUGACUGGCUUUGCUGGAAAUACUGAUGCUGCAGGCGUGUACUGGGCAGAUAUUAAUGGCGACGGCAUCGAUGAUUAUGUUUACGUCGAUACAAAUGCAAACCUAGGCUUCGGUGUAUCUCUGAGCUCUGGAGGUGGUGUCUUUGGAGCAUAUGCUCAUUUCCCCCUCGACAUCUACUGUCUACGCCGCGGAGUUAGGUUUGCGGAUAUGACAGGAGAUGGCCGGGACGACUUUUGUUGCUUAGCCCCAAAUGGAGACCUCGCUUGCUGGGAAAAUACCCCAGGCUCAGAUCCGAGAAACCCUACUUGGGUUUCCAUGGGCAUAAUAUUCCCGAAUCGUGGCUAUCUCCAAGCUCAGGUGCGACUCGCUGAUAUUGAUGGUGAUGGCCGUGCAGAUUAUGUUGCCUUUAGCUAUGAUGGUACUAGUAUCCUCGGUUGGCGUAAUGGUGCGCCGGGGCACGUUAAGCCUCAGUAUUGGAAUCCCAUGUCAGGCGUUUUUAGUGGUCUACCAAAUCUCACACCUCUUUCUGGCUGGCGAUUCGUUGAUUUGAACGGAGAUCACAGGGACGACCUCGUUCAUGUUUCUACAAACGGCCAGGUCACGACAUGGAUCAAUCAGCGAGGCUAUGAUGUUGGAUUGACUCCAGUAUGGGUUCCAAUGGGGCAAACGCAUGCCGGCGCCGCAUCUCCUCAGAAUAUAUCAUUUGGCACUUUUUGGGGCUCAGGGAGAGGUGACUACUCUGAGAUCUCUGAGAGCGGAGGGGCUAUUAGCAUAAACCGCUUCUCAAAUGAGGAUGUUGGAGGGACGAUGGUCAAGGGUGACGGUGUAAGAUACUGUGAUAUGAGAGGCACUGGGGCCGAUGAUUAUAUCUGGAUCUCAUCAACAGGGGAGAUGUGGCUGUAUGGCAACAAACAUGCACCUCCCAACUGGAUCCAAUACGGAAUCAUUGGCAAUGUUAACCGACCGCGAAAAGAGGUUCAUUUUGCAGACUUCGACGGCGAUGGAAGAUGCGACAUUCUGCUCGUCGAUAAAGCUACCGGAUCUACAACAAUGCUCCGCAACGACUGGGACGGCACUAAAUUUACUUUCACAAACAUAGGCGUUGUGUCUGGGGGGGCUACUCCUUGUACUCAAGGAUAUGGAUACACUAACAAUGACCUUGGCGUUCGGUUUGCUGACAUUGAUGGAGAUGGAAAAGCUGACUAUCUCUGUCUGGAGCUUAAUGGUCGAAUGACAGGAGCUUUGAAUCGAGGACUCAACAACUUAGUUAACCAAGGCCAAAUCAAACUAUCGGAAGCAAAAGAGCGAGAACAUAUUUGGCUUGCCGACAUCAAUGGAGAUGGUCGGGCUGACUAUCUCUUUGUCGACUCGUUGUCCGGAGCGGUCACGGCUUGGACAAAUGAGGGUAAUACUGCGCAAAGCGGCAGUUCAUUCUCCUGGAUUAAUAGAGGUAUUGUAGCGGUAGGCUAUAGUGCCCGAGGUUCCUGCAUCAACUUCGGGAAUCUCUACGGCGUUGGCCGAGCAGACUACAUUAUUGUGAAUCCCCAGGCUAACACGGCCAAUACGUAUUUCAAUGUCUGUCCCGACGGCGGGCUUACACCUGAGACACCGGAACUGCCUGUUGUCACAGUUCCAGGUCCUGCCCCUCCCAAUGGAGGAGGUGGUGGAUCUGGUUCUGGAAUCUUCGAUCAGAAAACUUCGGACCCUAACUGCGCUUAUAUUUAUGAUUGUAUCAACUGUGCUAUUCCGGAUGACCCUAAACAGGGCAACGAUGUGCGAUGGAAGGCUGCCAACGUUGAUUCGUUCUGGCCGACCGCUAACGACUGGUACACGAACGCAAUGGACGAUCCUGAUAGUCUUGGAGUCCUCGUGGGCAGAUAUGCUGAAGCGAUGAUAGAUCACUGGGGAGGCUCUCAUGCACCCUUGGGUUGGGAUUGUGCCACGAUUGGCGAAUCACCUUGUUCAAACACGCAAACAUGUCAACAAUGUACUGAAAGGGAUGGAGUCGGCGCUAUGUGCCUCAUUAUGAGUUCGUGGGGAGAGCUCCAUAACUUCUAUACUAAUAUGUAUAGCACAGUAGUUGUGGGGCAAGCAGACAUACUUUCAAAAGCAUCUGAUAUUGUUACGACAUUUUCCCCAUCAGUUGAUGUUUCUGGCUCACCCUUUGACACUAUAUUGACGGUGGCAGGCUACUUAGAUGACUUGCUUGGUUUUGCAGGAGCCAACUUCUGGUCUAAGGUGAUUAAAGAUCCCAAUACAUUUACGAAAUUCUCAGACGGUGUUGAGAAAGCUGGAACAUAUAACGCCAAUGUUGAAUCACUUGUGACCUUUGCAGCCUCAUAUUCCUCAGAUCAAAUCCCAGCGCUUGAACAAAGUAUUAUAAAACUUAAUGCCCUUGACAAAGCCAUAGGAGCACUUUCUGAUACUAUUCGUGGUCUUAUAAGUGGCUAUCUAACACAUAUCUUUGACGGCUCUCCAUCUGGUAUGGCUGAUCUCGUUCAAGCUACUAAGGAUGGGUUCUUCCUCACAAACCCUUUUGAGGAAUCUGGUGGCGAGACAUUCAACUUUCCGGAUCAAAUAAACGAUGCAUUUUAUGCCAAACUGAUCCCAAUAGCAUGGAAGCUAGAUCCGGAUGUCUGGCCUGUGCUCGUCUACCUCGACGAACUCGAUGUUCCAGAAGAUGGAUUUCGGCUAAGCAUAGAUUUUCCGCAUCCUCUUGGUGGUGGACGCGGAACCACAUCUAUUCUUGAAAGUUCGCGGAUUCUAUCAGAUGAUGACGCAAAUAUUUCAAGAGUACCGUAUGGCGAUACUACGUUGUGGUUACUUGAUCUGCAUACUUGCGAGAAGCAGGGGGUAACAAUAGUGCCAAACUCAUGUGAGGGUCAAGUAUUCCGAGCGCUGCCUGGAAUCUCAUCUGUCAACGGAGAUGGCACGUACGGAUCCGUAACUAAAGAAAACAUGGUCUCCUCGUCAUAUGAUGGUUGGUUGCGGAAUUUCCAGCAAAAUGGCUACAAGAUGCCGACUACUGGAGACCCUGGAUCUGUGCCAUUCUCUAAUGGUUUCGCAACGGCUGGAUUCUUUAGUAUCCCUAUCUGCAGUCCGACUGAAGCCUUCACCAGCUGGGCUUAUUAUUUCGGGAAAAAUAUCACAGCGGAAGCUUGUGAAUUUUACCCUUGUUGUGGCAAUCCAUAUGAGUCUUAAUCUGCUGAGCAAGAUUCUAUAGCAAGAGCUGGACAAUGCUGCAGUCGCCCUUCUCAAGGGUUCUUUUGUAGCUUCUUGGAGAAUAGCCAUCGUCCUCGUAGUCGACGAUCAGAUUUAAUGAAGCGUUUACUCGGCACUCAAACAGACUGCCGCUCAUAGUAGCCAGUGGGCUACCAUUAUGAC